GAUUCGGCCCUCACAUUCUUCCCAAAUCAAGUAGCCAUCGAACGGUUUCCAUCCUGACCGCCUCAAUCCGAAUGACGAUGCACUUUUGACCUUUCUGCAAUCGGUUCUGGUCGAAAGACCAAGUUUGAAGCAUGUCUGCUCGGUCGCUCACCACGGCUGCCACGCUCUUCGCGGGACCUGGUAGAGCGAGUAAUUCAACUGCGUCAGUCAAUGGGAGCGCUACAUUUCACAUCGUUCUCGACGGCACGAUCCAGACACUGUCCGCCGAAAAUGCCCCAGCCAAUGGCCCAAUUAAAGGAUUGCUAUUUGUCCCGACCCUCGAGAGCCAGGACUCUUGCAGUGACACAACCGCGCCAUACAUCCCAGCUAAUGUCACCCGCCUUCAGGAUGUCGCCUCGUUUGGGUAUCAGACCAUUGGGCUAGCGCCAUGGGUAACGCCCAAUUGUACACUUUCAUUCCUGAGUGCUUCUCAACAGGCAGGUAGCAAAGCUCUGGUGUUUUUUCUGCCUUCUAGCGAGGACAGCAAACCUCCCGCUGCGGAUGAUCCGACCUGGUUCUUGGGAGAUGGAGAUGAAUGGAAUAAUAUUUUUCAGCACCCCAUCUAUGCGAUCCCCGGCCCUGCGGGCAGUACCCUCAUGGAGCAGCUAUCGUGGUAUUCUGGGAAUGGAACAUAUCCACAGAAUUCUUCAAAUAGCUCUAUAACAUCUUCCCAAAAUACAGAAUGGGAUUUGCGGUUAUUUACUGUCAUUGACUUAGAGAAAGCUGAGAAGAAAGCGCCUAGUCUCUGGGGCUUCAUUCUAGCGAUCCUUGGAACAAUUCUAGUCCUCUGCAUUAUCCUCCUCCUCGUGUACCAACUCAUCCAAAAAAGGCGCCGGGAAACCCUCCAGCGACGUAUCGAGGCAGGAGAAACGGACUUUGAGCAAUAUGGUCUCAAUCAGAUCAAAGUUCCUCGAGAUUUCCUCACUACACUUCCAAUUUACGUUUACCCAGAUCUCAGCGGUCUCGCCAAAGAUAACUUAUCCCAAGAGAGGCUAUCCACCAGUGAUACCCCUAGACGAUCUGACGACGAGAUAGCCACCGAGCACGAACAACCAGAAGUCCAAAAGGAAACCGAAACCAAAACAGACAUCCAGACAGUAAAUCCCAGCUCAAUAGAGAAAUUGAAAACCCAAGCUUCAUGGAAUGUUGAUCAAGGCAGUAAAACAGUCGAAAUAAAACUCGAUAGCCUUCCUCCGCCGUCUUCCCCAUCCGAGUCUACUCUGCGCGCAACGAUCACUGAAUAUCAGCUCCCCUACCCCAAGCAUGAAAACCGACUUAGCCAUUCGCAGACGACCUGUGCUAUUUGCCUGGAUGAUUUCGUUCCUGCCUCGUCAACUGUCCGCGAGCUACCUUGUGGUCAUAUCUACCAUCCCGACUGCAUUGAUAUGUCUUUAACUCAGAGCAGCAGCCUUUGUCCGCUCUGCAAGAAGAGUGUGCUUCCGCCUGGGUACUACCCCAUGCCGAUGACAAAUAUACUCUAUCGGCGAGACAGUAUGCGGAGAUCCUGGUAGCAGAUUCUGUUUCUUUCCUGAUGGUGUUAUGUUGAUAUGCGACAACAGUGCUAUGAUACCCUUGAUGAUUGAAUCUAUUGGCAUAUAUUAUAUCGUGUUAUAUUUUUGGAAUGAAUUCUAUAUAAUACAGUCCUGAAGGGCCCUGCUUCAGCAAUGCCCAAAAUCCCAGUUUCUUGACGCCUCCCUAAG
This is a messenger RNA of Aspergillus ochraceoroseus IBT 24754, 1739 nucleotides long. RefSeq names its product E3 ubiquitin-protein ligase RNF103. The record is from RefSeq and is a predicted model, not a curated record. Gene Ontology annotation, molecular function: ubiquitin protein ligase activity. Bases 132 to 1550 code for a protein of 472 amino acids. The transcript is spliced from 4 exons. NCBI's taxonomy places the organism in Eukaryota, Fungi, Ascomycota, Eurotiomycetes, Eurotiales, Aspergillaceae. Gene Ontology annotation, biological process: ubiquitin-dependent protein catabolic process. Gene Ontology annotation, cellular component: cytoplasm.